Messenger RNA from Ostertagia ostertagi, 444 nucleotides. The record is from the annotation of a GenBank genome assembly. Lineage: Eukaryota; Metazoa; Nematoda; Chromadorea; Rhabditida; Trichostrongylidae.
CUAUUCGACCAUAUUGCGCAAUGUAUCGCGCUCUUCACCGAGGAGCAAUUCGGUAAAGGUGUAAGGAAGAAGCUGCCGCUUGGAUUCACUUUCUCAUUCCCUUGUAAACAAGACGGCCUAACAAAGGCCAAGUUGAUUCACUGGACAAAAGGAUUUAGCGCUAGCGGCUGCGAAGGUCACGAUGUCGUGCAAUUGUUGCGAAGAGCAGUCAGAAAGCGUGGAAUUGGCGUCAUCGUUGGAACUGGCACAAACGCCUGCUAUAUGGAGAAGCUAGAAAAGGUUCCAAAGCUGAAAGGCGAAUGGGAAAAUGAUGGAUUCCCGAACGAAAUGAUUAUCAAUAUGGAAUGGGGAGCGUUUGGUGACGAUGGCAGUAUAAACUUUGUAGUCACAGAGUACGACAAAUAUGUCGAUUCCUCCAGCAUAAAUCCAAGAAAACAACUGUGA